Molecule: messenger RNA, 561 nt
Organism: Trichomonas vaginalis G3
Lineage: Eukaryota; Parabasalia; Trichomonadida; Trichomonadidae
Exons: 1
Coding region: 1-561 (186 amino acids)
Source: RefSeq, a predicted model, not a curated record
AUGAGUGCUGAACAACUUCAGGGUAUCAAAUACUGGACAUCACUUGAUGGUACAAUCCUUACUAUCGAUAAUGAAGAAAUAGCCAAUAAAGUUAAAGGCGAAAGAAAAAUUCAAUUAAUAAAAGAAUUUGAUGUAAAGAUUAACGUUAAAAAAACGCAAGUAAUCAUUCAGAAUUGCUAUGUAACAAAGAAGAUGUGUGCUGUAUUCGCGAAAAUACUUGAAUUGCCUUACGUAUCCGAACAAUUGUUUACCAAGUAUAAAAAUAACAGCGAAGAGAUCAAAAACACUAUUCAGCCUCAAGAGAACAAAUUCAAAUUACCUCAGAUGGAAGUUGCUUCUCAAGAACCAGCUCAAACAGAUGAAGUCGAACCAAAAUGGGAGCAGACAGUACAAAAUAAGAGAAGACAACAGCUUACACGCCCAGAAGUUAUGCUUGAAGAUAACUUUUUAGUUGUUCCUGGAAAAACAUCCGUAAUCAAAGAAGUCAAGCAAAAUAUCGCAGAAAUACUUUGCCUUGAUCCAGAUAUUAACUUCGAGAGAAUAUCAUUCAAGACUGUUUAA